AUGAUCGCCCGCAUCACACAUCGUGCCCCUGAGCUUUUCGAGGCUAGCUCAUCCGACGGCCGUCGCUUUAUUUGCUCCGAUUUCUUUGUCCGCCGAUUCAUCUACAACUCACUCAACUGGGUCCCUCGCGCAUCCACUCGCGCAGCUCAGAAGACACCCGAUGACGCCGAUCAACAAAUCUAUGAGUGUUUCCUCCGCCUCUCCCUCUUCCUUCGUGACGCCGGCAUUCGACACCCUGAACUGGUCAUCAACUUCGACCAGACUCAGGUCGUGAUGGCCAACAACACCACCAAGACGUUCGAAGUCGAAGGAGCCCGGCAAGUUAAUGUCAUCGGAAAGGAGGAGAAGAAGGCCUUCACAGCCGUGGUCGGAGCUUCCGCGGCCGGUACCGCCCUCCCCGUCCAGCUCAUAUUCAAAGGA
Messenger RNA from Coniophora puteana RWD-64-598 SS2, 420 nucleotides. RefSeq lists its product as uncharacterized. The annotation marks the transcript as partial. The record is from RefSeq and is a predicted model, not a curated record. Lineage: Eukaryota; Fungi; Basidiomycota; Agaricomycetes; Boletales; Coniophoraceae. The transcript has a single exon.